Messenger RNA from Capsella rubella, 3017 nucleotides. Its product is annotated as putative pentatricopeptide repeat-containing protein At1g77010, mitochondrial. Gene Ontology annotation, molecular function: RNA binding; protein binding. The record is from RefSeq and is a predicted model, not a curated record. Gene Ontology annotation, biological process: RNA modification. The transcript has 2 exons. Bases 291 to 2381 code for a protein of 696 amino acids. Lineage: Eukaryota; Viridiplantae; Streptophyta; Magnoliopsida; Brassicales; Brassicaceae.
ACAAUUUUAUAUAAUCGUCUACAUCAAAUGCCCUUGUAAAAUGUUUAAUCAAGAAUCUAAACCUCAGUUUAACUAUCGCACUAGUAUAUGCUCCUUCCGAGUCCUUCGUUAAUGUGGGUAGUUAAACUCAACCAUAGUUUUUUUAACAAUAUUUAUUUUAGUGUUUUCGUUAAAAAAGGUCAAAAACCAUACAAACAUUUGAUUCAAAAUAUUUAUUUUAGUGUUUUCGUGCGCAAAACAUUUGAUUAAAUGUUUUGGUAAGUUAAAAUUCAAUAAUUUAAUCGUUUUUUAUGAAUCAAGCCUUAUUAUUUACGGACCACGUUUGUAGAUUGAACUUUUGGUACUUACGGACCAUGGAAGUAGAUUGUCGGCGUUAUUACGUCCGUCUUUUUAAAUCAUGUAGCAACAGAACUCGCGAAACUUUAUGGAGGCAAACACACGGAUUGUUCUUCAAGAAGGGUUUUAUUGGCUCAAUUGUUAUUGUUGCUAACCAUCUCCUUCAAAUUUACUCGCGGUGUGGCAAUAUGGGCACUGCGCGGGACUUGUUCGACGAAAUGCCUGAGAGGAACUAUUUCUCCUGGAACACUAUGAUUGAAGGGUACAUGAAUUCUGGGGAGAAGGGCACGGCUUUGAGGUUUUUUGAUAUGAUGCCAGAAAGGGAUGGGUACUCUUGGAACUUGGUUGUUUCCGGGUUUGCAAAGGCUGGGGAGCUAGGUGUUGCUAGGAGGUUAUUCAAUGCCAUGCCGGAGAAAGAUGCUGUGACGGUGAACUCUCUGCUUCAUGGAUAUAUUCUAGACGGUUAUGCAGAGGAAGCUCUGAGGCUGUUUAAAGAACUGAAAUUUAGCGCUGAUGCGAUCAUAAUGACUACAGUUCUCAAGGCAUGUGCAAUGUUGGAAGCUUUGAAAUGUGGGAAGCAGAUACAUGCUCGGAUUAUGAUCAGCGGUGUUGAAUUUGAUUCGAAAAUGAAUAGUUCGUUAGUUAAUUUGUAUGCAAAAUGUGGUGAGUGGAGAAUGGCAAGUAUUAUGCUGGAUCAGAUCGGGGAACCGGAUGACCAUUCUCUAUCAGCCUUAAUUUCAGGUUAUGCAAAUUGUGGGAGAGUGGAUGAGUCUAGAGGAAUUUUCGAUAGGAAAAGUAAUAGAUGUGUAAUUCUAUGGAACUCUAUGAUUUCGGGUUAUGUUGCCAAUGAUAUGAAAUUUGAGGCAUUAGUUCUUUUCAAUGAGAUGAGGAAUGAAACCCAGGAAGAUUCUCGUACGCUGGCAGCUGUUAUAAACGCUUGCAUCGGUUUGGGCUUCCUAGAGACUGGUAAACAAAUGCAUUGUCAUGCUUGUAAAUUUGGGUUAAUUGAGGACAUUGUUGUAGCUAGCACUUUGCUUGACAUGUACUCCAAGUGUGGAAACCCAAUGGAAGCUUGCAAACUUUUCAGUGAGGUCGAGACCUAUGACACAAUCUUACUGAAUAAUAUGAUCAAGGUAUAUUUCAGCUGUGGAAGAUUUGAUGAUGCAAAACGGGUAUUUGAGCGAAUUGAAAAUAAGAGCUUGAUUUCUUGGAACUCAAUGAUUAACGGAUUCAGUCAAAAUGGUUGUUCUGUUGAAACUUUGGAGUAUUUCCGCCGAAUGCACAAAUUGGAUUUGCCCACAGAUGAGGUUAGCCUCUCCAGUGUCAUCAGUGCUUGUGCAACCAUUUCUUCUCUCGAACUCGGUGAGCAGGUUUUUGCCAGGGCGACCAUUGUUGGUCUGGACUCUGAUCAAGUAGUAUCAUCCUCUCUCAUUGAUCUGUACUGCAAGUGUGGAUUCGUUGAACAUGGCAGGAGAGUGUUUGACACAAUGGUAAAAUCAGAUGAAGUACCAUGGAACUCAAUGAUCUCAGGUUAUGCUACAAAUGGACGUGGAUUUGAAGCGAUUGAUUUGUUCAAGAAAAUGAAUGUUGCUGGUAUAAAACCCACUCGGAUCACCUUUAUGGUUGUUCUAACAGCCUGCAAUUACUGUGGUUUAGUGGAAGAGGGAAGAAAUUUUUUCGAGGCAAUGAAGUUGGAUAAUGGUUUUGUUCCAGAUAAAGAGCACUUUUCAUGUAUGGUUGACCUUUUGGCUCGUGCUGGUUAUGUGGAAGAAGCCAUAGAUCUUGUAGAAGAGAUGCCUUUUGAUGCAGAUGCAAGCAUGUGGUCAUCUGUUCUUAGAGGAUGUAUUGCAAAUGGACAUAAAGCCAUGGGAAAGAAAGUUGCUGAAAAGAUUAUAAAGCUUGAACCUGAGAACUCAGUUGCUUAUGUGCAGUUGUCCACCAUAUUCGCAACCUCUGGAGAUUGGGAAAGCUCGGCGCUUGUAAGAAAACUGAUGAGAGAGAAGAAUGUGACAAAGAAUCCAGGUUCUAGUUGGGCUGAUUGUUGAAUACUAGCUUAAGUGUUAAUACCACCAAUAUAAGCAAAACGACAAGUCAAGUUUGAGUAUGAAGAAAUGGACAAGGAGUGGGGAGUUUGAAACGAAAUAAAAAAGAAACUUUUCUUGAAGUUAAACGAACGUAGCUGACUGAUGGCACGUUGCAGUACAUGAUCUAUACAUUGAGAAAUGAGACAGAGCAACUGUGCUACUUGAGCUAGAGAACAUUUCUGUGACUUUUUACAGGUUGAUAGAGAAAUCGAAGAUCUACAACUGGAUGUUUCCAAUAUCAAACUAUAUAGCAUCGAUCAUUGAUUAUUUUGCUGAGCUAGAGACAGAUAGUUUCACGUUACACCGCCUCAUUCAUGGAUCAUGGUUGAGUUGCAGGCCAGAUUUCCGAGCUACAGGGUCAAGAAAACGACUACAAAAAAAGAAGAAGGCGCGUGUCUCACUCAAGUUAUUGACAAAGAGAUUGAAGAUGUGCAGCUUGAGUUUAUGAUUGUUAGUAAGUCAAUUUGAGUGUGAAUAUCACCGAUAGAAGGAAAAUUACAACAAAACAGUGUAUAGUAAUCUUGUAAUGAUUACAAACCAGUUGAGUUUUUCUUCUUUUUAAGAAAAACUUAUUUUAACAAUUUGUUAAGUUUGAUC